AUGUCUUACGGUUGUGUUGUCGACGUCUGCGAAAUAGGCCGGUCAGAGGAUGCCUGGUAUAAGUCCUUACAUGCCAUCGAGCUGGAUCAGUUCGACAUCACGGACGAUGCCACGGACUGGGGUCUCGGCAGACCCUUCGUCAUGGACAUGAGAGAGUCCCUGGCAUCGUCCGUGCACAUCAAACGUCCUACCUGGAUUCGUGGAGUCCUGCUCGGCCAGUAUUUGCAAGAAGUCGUGCUACCACGCGCACUUACAGGCCGUGGCGGAGUUGUUGGUUGGAACAACAACAGUCGUGGAGUCUGA
Molecule: messenger RNA, 303 nt
Organism: Rasamsonia emersonii CBS 393.64
Lineage: Eukaryota; Fungi; Ascomycota; Eurotiomycetes; Eurotiales; Trichocomaceae
Exons: 2
Coding region: 1-303 (100 amino acids)
Source: RefSeq, a predicted model, not a curated record